AUGCCUCGUGCUACCGCUGGCACCCUGGUCCAAUGCGACCCCUCUAUCAAAGCCAUCAUCAGCAAAAUCAACGAAGAAAAUGGCGGCCUCUACAUCUCUGAAGAUAUCGAUGACGAAACUUGCUUGAUCAACACCAAGAAGCUUGAUGAGCUCAAGCAAAAACUAAAAGACGUAAAUACUCCCAUCCUAUCACAUCGUAGAACACUCACUGACAGCGCAAAAGNNGCUCUGAAAGACACUGUCCGAGAGGCCGAGGACUCUGGAUCCGAGUAG
Aureobasidium musti is the source of this 273-nucleotide messenger RNA. The record is from the annotation of a GenBank genome assembly. NCBI's taxonomy places the organism in Eukaryota, Fungi, Ascomycota, Dothideomycetes, Dothideales, Saccotheciaceae.